Molecule: messenger RNA, 2859 nt
Organism: Micropterus salmoides (largemouth bass)
Lineage: Eukaryota; Metazoa; Chordata; Actinopteri; Centrarchiformes; Centrarchidae
Gene: aldh3a2b
Product: aldehyde dehydrogenase 3 family, member A2b
Exons: 11
Coding region: 152-1618 (488 amino acids)
Biological process (GO): aldehyde metabolic process
Cellular component (GO): cytoplasm
Molecular function (GO): aldehyde dehydrogenase (NAD+) activity
Source: RefSeq, a predicted model, not a curated record
CUUAUCGUUUUUAGGUCCCGCCCCUGUGGGGGUGGGACCUAACGGGGAGGAAGAGCUGUGUUUCUCUGCCGCUAUCUUCACUCAGCUGCUCCACGUCUCCCCAUCAUCACCGAGGGGGAUCUCAAAUUACCCGCAAGUGAAAUUAUCCAGAAUGUCCCGGGAGCAGCAGGCGGUGGCUCGUGCCAGGAAAGCUUUUGAAACCGGCAGGUCCAAAUGUUUAGAGCACCGGAUCCGCCAGCUAAAGAACCUGCAGAGGUUAUUCACUGAGAAACAGAAAGAGAUUUCAGAUGCCAUCAAGAAAGACCUCAAUAAGAGCGAGGUGGGGACCCAGCUGUACGAGACUCUGGGUCUGGAGGGGGAGAUCAGCCUGGCCAUCAGGAAGCUGAAGGAGUGGGCAGCCCCACGGUCCGUUGAGAAGAACCUGCUGACCCUCUCCGACACCGUCUACAUCAAGCCAGAGCCGCUGGGAGUGGUGCUUAUCAUCGGGGCCUGGAACUACCCCUGGGCUGUCACCAUCCAGCCGCUCGUUGGAGCCAUCGCCUCUGGUAAUGCUGCUGUGGUCAAGCCCUCGGAGGUUUGUGUUCACACUGCAAAGGUCAUGGAGGACCUGCUGCCACUUUACAUCGACAAAGAGCUUUACCCUGUAGUAACCGGAGGAGUUUCAGAGACCCAGGAGCUGCUGCGCCAGAGGUUCGAUCACAUCUUCUACACUGGCAACAGCAUGGUUGGCAAAUUGAUCCUGGAGGCUGCUGCCAAACACCUGACUCCUGUCACCCUGGAGCUGGGUGGCAAGAGUCCCUGCUACAUUGACAAAAACUGUGACAUAAGCAUAGCCUGCAGGCGUGUCGCCUGGGGAAAGUACACUAACUGUGGUCAGACCUGCAUCGCCCCAGACUACAUCCUUUGUGAGCCCAGCAUCCAAGACCGGGUCAUCAAAGAGGUCAAGAAAUCCAUUAAGGAGUUCUAUACAGACAACCCAAAGACCUGCCCUGAUUACGGGCGCAUCAUCAACCAGCGCCACUUCAAGAGGAUAAUGGCCAUGUUGGAAGACAGCACCAUCGCUGUAGGAGGUGACAAUGACGAGUCAGACUGCUACAUAGCCCCCACAGUUCUGCGGGACGUGAAGCCAGAGGCAAAGGUGAUGCAGGAAGAGAUAUUUGGACCUCUGCUUCCCAUCUUGCCCGUCAGUGGCCUGGACGAGGCCAUAAAGUUUAUAAAUAAGGGAGAGAAACCUCUGGCUCUCUACGUCUUCACAUCAGAUAACAAGGUGAUCACGAGAAUGUCAGACGAGACCUCCAGUGGAGGAUUGCUGGCCAAUGACUGUCUUGUGCACUUUUCUGUCAGCUCUCUGCCUUUCGGAGGAGUGGGAAACAGUGGUAUGGGUUGCUACCACGGCAAGUUCAGCUUCGACCAACUGAGCCACCUGCGCAGUUGUCUCAUCAAACAGCUGAAAAUGGAAGGAGUGAACAGCAUGAGGUACCCGCCUCACACACCCAAGAAACUGGGCUGGGCGCGCUUCUUCAUCCUGAAAACCGUAGACCUGGGCUGGAUUGGCCGGAUGGCGCUCUUAGCCAUGCUGGCUGUGGUGGCCGCUGUUGUGCUACAGAAUUAUCUCUGAAGACAUCCCGCUGUCUGUCGUGUCGUUGACCCCAAGGAGCACAGAGAAGAGCAGCAUGAAAGUCCUACCAAUUCAUUAACACAUUUCUGUAUAAAUCAGAUCAGCUUCUGCACAGCUGUAAAAAAGGGAAUGUUUACGGUGUAGCCUUAAUCUAUUUUACAUUUCAAUAACGGUGUCAGAAGUUUCAUGUAGCUCACUGUAGAAAGCAUCUAAUUUCAUGAAGGUGAUAAUUUGUUUCUAUGUACGGCUCUUACAUUUGUGUUCAGCUUUACGUUCCAUUGUAACCCGUUAGAUUAAAUACACUUAUCAAUGCUGUGAUUUUGCAAUUAAUGAUUUUAAAUUAAGUAACAAAAUAUAUACAGCUACUUUUCAUUUUACUGUUAUAAAACGACUUGUAGCAUUUGCUAACAAACAAUCAAUGAAGUUAGUAGAAUUUAACCAACCAGAAAUUACUUGUCAUAAUGUUUUAUUGUGUAGCAGUGUCCUACAGUUCAUUUUGUGUCCAUUCUAUUUCAAUGAGGGAUCAGCCAUUAACUUGAUGUUCAGCCUGAAGGUACUUCUGCCCAGUGUAGGUUAGUUAUUUUUUCAGUAUGUGCCUGCCUGCUGGCAGCAGAGAUGAGGUCUGUCUGUUUGAUCAGUCCUCUUUUAGCUCACUGCAGCGUUUCAGAGUCAAACAGGAUGUGAAGGAUGUUUUUAUAUGAUUUUCCUAAAACACUAAAUGCCUGUCACAAUUGUGUGGUAGAAAUGUAUGUAAAUGAAGGAAUGUUUAAUUUUUGCGUAGAGAUGCCCUCACUGUGAGGGAUCUUAUCAAUAACCUCCAGGCUCCAGGGUGCCUGGAGGUAUCGAUAAAAUGGCAACCUCGUUGAUGUGUCUGCCGCCUGUCUGGUGAAUCUGUAUGAGGUAGGGCAUACUAUAUAAAACUGGGCUAAUGUAAUAUUAUUUGGUAUUUGACUGUGUCCAUGCAUACAAGCUGUACCAAGAUCUUCUCUGAUAUCAGACUUGUGUUGGUAUAAACCUAGAUAUUGAAGAAAGGACAACUGAGGCUCAUCGAAUUUAAUUUUCUUUUCAUCAAAGUGAAGACUGACCAAGAAGUACAACAUCAAAAAUUAAGCAAUAAUGUUUUUGUUUUUUGUCAUCAUACCUUAAAAAUGUUAAGGGAUUUGUAAUGAAUAGUUUUAAUAAAUACACAUGUAUUUCUAUAUUGAAUUAAUAUUCAAAUAAAUAUAUUUCUACAUGUUUCA